CUGUUAUUGUGGGUUGCCUCGGCAAUGGCAGGCUGCGUCAGGAAUGGGAGAGUACCUCAGUAGGGGCCGAAUGUCUCGGUAAUGGCAGAUGACCCUCCCCCACCGAGCUGCACUGUCCUAGGUUCAGCUGUGCCCGCCAUGAAACUCAACCCAGAACGUUUCAAAUCGUCGUUUUGUUUGUCCCUGUGGGGGUGGGACCUGUCAAGCCUGAUCACCUGGCUCCCUGCCUCAGAGCCCUUUUGUUUUUUUUAAGUUGAAUGGUUGACUCUCUCCCAGGUGUUUCAGUCGCCUGCUGAAAGGGCACCGGGAUCUGUGUGUUUUCCCAUGGAGUGACUCACUGGCUCACAGUUUGCUUCCCAGGAAUCUCCUGGCCUGGCUCACUGUCCAAGUCCCAUUUAAUCAUAUGAAUAUGCUAAUCUGCCCUCCCAAAUCUCAAAUUGCCGGUUUAACAGGGCACCCAGACCAGUGUGUUUUGUGUGGCGUGCCCCUGUGCUGCGGUGCUGGUCAAAACAGCCGCGCCAGCCAAGACAGCUGCACUGGCGUCCCCUGUCUCUCCUACACCUGGGAAUUUCCCCGUUCUGUGGGCAACAAAGAUCUGUCUGGAAAUGUGGCAUGAACUCACCCUCUGCGUCUUCACUGAGAGCUGCAAUCCUGAGUUGCUUCUACAGUGCCAUCUUCCCCUACUCCGGCAGGUCUCAUCCUCAUACUGGCUGUGUCCAGACAAGCCCAUCAAGUACUCCACUGGCAGGACAAAGGGGCCGACAGCUUCCACAGCUUCCACCAAAGGGAACACUGGAGAGAAACAAUGGAGUCAAGGAGAUAGAACCUUAUGAAGGUCUGUACAUAAAGGAGGGUUUGUUUUAUGCUAACAGCCUUUUGGGGUGCUAGUAAGCAAAAAUAAACCAAACUGCAAUUGAUGUCCCUUCAUUGUAUAGACAUAUACAGUAAAAUUAUUUUGUUUUAUGAU
Callithrix jacchus (white-tufted-ear marmoset) is the source of this 967-nucleotide messenger RNA. RefSeq lists its product as uncharacterized. NCBI's taxonomy places the organism in Eukaryota, Metazoa, Chordata, Mammalia, Primates, Cebidae. The record is from RefSeq and is a predicted model, not a curated record.